AUGGCCGCGAUACGACCCACGGACGAGAAAAACGACUCAGAUCAACCUGAGACAGUCGUGCUCGAGACUAAGAGCGAAGGUUCCUCUGAGGCACCGAGAUGGACUGUGGAGGAAGAGACCGCCCUUCGUAGAAAGUUGGACUGGCAACUGGUGCCUACGGUUACCAUAUUAUAUCUUCUCUGCUUCCUAGACCGAAUAAACAUAGGGAAUGCGCGCAUUCAGGGAUUGCAGGAGGAUCUAAACCUCUACGGAUAUCGCUUUAACAUCGCGACAAGUAUCUUCUACAUCGUCUACUUAACGAUAGAAGUACCGUCCAAUAUAAUUCUUAAGCAUGUCGGUCCGCGAUUCUACCUACCCGGAUUGGUCGUCGGGUUUGGAGCUGUCUCCGUCGCGACAGCUUUCGUAAAGACUUUCGAGCAGCUCUGUGCUGUCCGUGCGUUGUUGGGUAUCUUCGAGGGCGGAACGAUGCCGGGAUUGGCCUUCUUCCUGAGCUCUUUCUAUAAGAGAGAAGAGCUUUACUUUAGAGUUGGUAUUUACGUAUCGGCCGCAUCGAUCGCCGGCGCUUUUGGUGGUCUGCUAGCUGCGGGAUUUUCGCAAAUUCCCGAAUGGGGAAUCGCUAGCUCGAGAUUACAUACGUGGCGCAACAUCUUUUUCUUCGAAGGUCUCAUCACCAUAUUAAUUGCGAUGAUGGCUCCCAUCAUCCUACCACAGAGCCCCGAAACGUCGAAGUACCUAACAGACCGCGAGAAAUUUAUAGCCGUCGAGCGUCUCCGUCUUGAAAGCAAAGCACACCCUCACGAGAAAGUACAAGCGCGCCACGUCAAGCAAGCGCUGCUCAACAUCAACAACUACAUCUGCGCGGCCGGAUUCUUCGCCAUCAACAUCACGGUGCAGGGUCUGUCCGUCUUCAUGCCAACUCUGCUCAAGGACCUGGGGUGGGAGUCGCUGACGGCGCAAUACUACACCGUGCCCGUGUACGUGGCUGCCUCGCUGGUCGCCAUCGGCAUCGGCUUCAUCAGCGACAAGACCCGCAUGCGCGGCAUAUACCUCGCCCUAUUCACGAUCCUCGGUAUAACCGGCUUCGCCAUGCUCCGCUGGGGCCACGGCAACGCCCUUCGCUACACGGCCAUCUACCUCUGCGCCCUCGGCGCAUUCCCCGGCGGUCCUGGUUUCUUGUCUUGGGGACUCAACAACUCAGCCGGUCCGGCCAUACGCGCUGUUUCAGGCGGUUGGAUCGUGACACUCGGAACCAUGGGCGGCAUUCUCGCUGUCUGGGCGUACUUACCGAACGACGGACCCGCGUUUCCUAUCGGCCAUACGAUUAACCUUGUCGCGCAGAUCUUCGUCCUGUUCUUGAGCGUUUUCGGCAUCUGGUACUGUGUCAGGGAAAACAAGAUCCGCGCGAGGGGCGGGCGGGAUGAUAGGUUGAUCGGGUUGAGCGAGGACGAGAAGGUCGAUUUGGGAUACCGACACCCGGAUUUUAGAUAUAUCUCGUAA
Annulohypoxylon maeteangense is the source of this 1497-nucleotide messenger RNA. RefSeq names its product MFS general substrate transporter. NCBI's taxonomy places the organism in Eukaryota, Fungi, Ascomycota, Sordariomycetes, Xylariales, Hypoxylaceae. The record is from RefSeq and is a predicted model, not a curated record. Gene Ontology annotation, cellular component: membrane. Bases 1 to 1497 code for a protein of 498 amino acids. The transcript is spliced from 2 exons. Gene Ontology annotation, biological process: transmembrane transport. Gene Ontology annotation, molecular function: transmembrane transporter activity.